GCAAUACUACUCUAUCUUCAUGAGAAUUCUGGUAUUUUCAGCAUGCCUUACAAUAUAGCAAUGACAAGUGACUUCUUCUAUCCGCAGCCUGGUGGAGUCGAAAGUCACAUCUAUCAGCUGGCUACUAAACUCCGGGACCGCGGCCACAAAGUAAUAAUAAUAACCCACUCCUAUCAAACCCGUCACGGUGUGCGCUACCUCACCAAUGGCCUUAAGGUCUACUACGUCCCAUUCUUCGUCAUAUACCGAGAGUCCACAUUCCCAACUGUCUUCUCCUUUUUCCCUAUAUUCCGCAAUAUCAUCAUUCGAGAGAAUAUCGAGAUCGUCCACGGACAUGCUUCCAUGAGUAGCUUAUGUCAUGAAGCUAUUUUGCAUGCAAGAACAAUGGGUUUAAGGACCUGCUUCACAGAUCACAGUUUGUUUGGAUUCUCCGAUGCGGGAAGUAUCUUAGCGAAUAAACUCUUGAAGUUCACAUUGAGUGAUGUUGAUCACGUCAUUUGUGUGAGCCAUACCUGCAAGGAGAAUACCGUCCUUCGCGCUGCGCUUGAUCCUUCUAUGGUUUCUGUGAUACCCAACGCUGUGGUCGCUGAGAACUUUCAACCUGAUCCAAAUGCUGCUUCUAAAACACACAUCACCAUAGUUGUCAUAUCACGCCUCUUCUACAACAAGGGCACAGAUCUCCUUGUUGCUGCGAUACCUCGAAUAUGUGAACUUCAUCCAUCUGUCCAUUUUAUCAUUGCUGGUUCAGGCCCAAAAGCGAUUGAUCUUGAACAGAUGCUAGAGGAACACAUGCUCCAAGACCGGGUAUCCAUGGUUGGGCCAGUGCGGCAUGAAGAGGUCAGGGAUGUCAUGGUUCGUGGCCACAUAUAUCUACACCCCUCAUUAACAGAGGCAUUUGGCACUGUGCUGGUUGAGGCUGCUAGUUGUGGACUCUAUGUUGUAUGUACUCGUGUGGGGGGUAUUCCCGAGGUCCUCCCAAGUCAUAUGACCGUUUUUGCAAGACCCGAGGAGGACGACUUGGUCAACGCCACUAGCCGGGCAAUUAAGGAAAUCAGAAUGGGAAGGGUAAGAACAGACAAAUUUCAUGAGCAGGUUAAAAGUAUGUACUCGUGGACGGAUGUGGCGGAGAGAACGGAACGAGUAUAUGAGGGCAUAUGCAGGGGCGAAAGGGUGGGUCUUAUGGAGAGGCUAAAGAGAUACUACGGUUGCGGCGUUUGGGCUGGAAAGCUGUUUGUUUUAUGCGUGGUUGUGGAUUAUCUGAUAUGGGUGUUGCUAGAGUUCUUGUUCCCUAGGAGUAACAUUGACAUUGCCCGGGGAUGGCCCCGGAAGGCUGUUGGAACUGGAGAAAGAAGCACUAGAAGGGACAGGUCACGGAGAAGGGAAGGAGUGCUUGUUGAGGAAGAGAAUGCACGUAAUUGAUGGGACAUAUAGAUAGCCACAAAUACCGGUAUUCUCUGUUUGUUGGUCCAGUACCGAUACUUCCGACAAAGCUGCCUGCUGAAGAUGGCAUUU
This is a messenger RNA of Tuber melanosporum (Perigord truffle), 1512 nucleotides long. RefSeq lists its product as uncharacterized. The coding region runs from base 43 to 1419 and encodes 458 amino acids. The transcript has 6 exons. Gene Ontology annotation, molecular function: phosphatidylinositol N-acetylglucosaminyltransferase activity. Lineage: Eukaryota; Fungi; Ascomycota; Pezizomycetes; Pezizales; Tuberaceae. Gene Ontology annotation, biological process: GPI anchor biosynthetic process. Gene Ontology annotation, cellular component: glycosylphosphatidylinositol-N-acetylglucosaminyltransferase (GPI-GnT) complex. The record is from RefSeq and is a predicted model, not a curated record.